UGCUGUCGCCGCCUCCCGGGGCGAUACCGCCUACAAAUAGCGCAUAUAUUGACUCCUGCGCUCAUCCUCGUGUGCAUACAUCUCUCCUCCGCCCCCCUUGAACGACAUCUGCCCGCUCGAACGACAAGCAGCUCGCCAUGUCGAAGAAUGCCACUGGAAGCCAGCCGUUUGUGGUGCCUAACUUCACCGCGAAGGAGUACUCGAGCUUCUUCUUAUCGGGCGCAUUGUGUUGCACCCUCAGCCAUGGCGCCAUGACUCCCAUCGACGUCGUCAAGACGCGCAUACAGGUCGAUCCGACGUUCAAGGGGCACGGCUUCGUAUCCGGCACGCGCCAGCUCAUCGCCAAAGAGGGCGCCUCCGCGCUCCUCACCGGCUUCGGUCCGACCGCGGUCGGAUACCUCGCGCAGGGCGGCGCGAAGUUCGCCGGGUACGAGUUCUGGAAGAAGCGAUUCGUGCAGAUCGCGGGCGACCAGGAGACGGCGGUGAAGUAUCGGACGGCGAUCUAUUUGGGGGCGUCGAGUGUGGCUGAGUUUUUCGCGGAUAUCCUUCUGACGCCCUUGGAGGCGACUCGCAUUCGUCUAGUCUCGCAGCGCGGUUAUGCCACCGGCUUGGUGUCUGGCUUUGCACGCAUCGCGAGGGAAGGAGGCGUCCGCGACCUCUACGCGGGCUUCCUACCCAUCAUCUGCAAACAAAUCCCAUACGCCAUCGGCCAGUUCACCGUGAACGAGUUCUGCCACGAAGCAGUCAACCGCGCGAUGUCCGAGGAAACCAAACGCACGCUUUCGGAUACGUCGAAAUUCGGUAUCUCGCUGUCCUGCGGUAUCAUCGCUGGCUUCGCUGCAGCCAUUCUCAGUCAGCCCGCCGACACGCUGCUCAGCCAAAUCAACAAGGGACAUGGCCCAACUGGCUCAAUGACCCACCGCCUGUACGUGCUGGGCAAAGAAGCAGGCCUCCGAGGCCUUUUCGCUGGGCUGGGACCGCGUAUGAUUAUGACCGCGGGUCUGGUGUCGUCUCAGUUCCUCAUGUACGACGCGUUUAAGACAGCCCUCGGCGCACCUCGCGGUAUAGAGAUUCAUAAGGCGCUUUAGUAAAUAGAGGAGCGACGGCCAUAUAGACCUUAGAGGGGCCGACGGACAUUCAUCUGGGCGCGCAUACGCCCUAGGACUCUUGCGACUGUAUGUACUCGUAUAGAAGUUCCUUCGUUGUUAUUUCAUCCUUCUUCGUUUUCAUUUCAUCCUUCCUUCGUUAUCAUCUCAUUUUUCCUUCGACACCCUAUCAAGCGAUCUUCUCCAGUUUCGCGUGCCCGUAGCCGAUGUCAGCUAUAGCUGCAAUCGACCCGAUGAGCGUUGA
Messenger RNA from Schizophyllum commune H4-8, 1350 nucleotides. RefSeq names its product mitochondrial carrier. Gene Ontology annotation, biological process: mitochondrial phosphate ion transmembrane transport. Gene Ontology annotation, cellular component: mitochondrial inner membrane. The coding region runs from base 138 to 1088 and encodes 316 amino acids. The record is from RefSeq and is a predicted model, not a curated record. NCBI's taxonomy places the organism in Eukaryota, Fungi, Basidiomycota, Agaricomycetes, Agaricales, Schizophyllaceae. Gene Ontology annotation, molecular function: phosphate transmembrane transporter activity. The transcript has 8 exons.